This is a messenger RNA of Trichogramma pretiosum, 942 nucleotides long. It is a transcript of the gene ClpP, whose product is annotated as ATP-dependent Clp protease proteolytic subunit, mitochondrial. The transcript has 4 exons. Gene Ontology annotation, cellular component: endopeptidase Clp complex. The coding region runs from base 58 to 747 and encodes 229 amino acids. The record is from RefSeq and is a predicted model, not a curated record. Gene Ontology annotation, biological process: protein quality control for misfolded or incompletely synthesized proteins. Lineage: Eukaryota; Metazoa; Arthropoda; Insecta; Hymenoptera; Trichogrammatidae. Gene Ontology annotation, molecular function: serine-type endopeptidase activity; ATPase binding; ATP-dependent peptidase activity.
GCUCCGAAAUAUUUUCUGAUAUUUGUUGGCAAUAGUCACUUAUUAUAACAAAUAAAAAUGUUGCGAAAUUUUCGCAAUUUGGUUCAAUUGAAUAACUCUAUCAAGAAAUCAUGCAUCAGAAGUUUAAAUCUAGUUCCAAUAGUUGUUGAACAAACAGGAAGAGGAGAACGAGCUUAUGAUAUUUAUUCUCGUUUACUCAAAGAAAGAAUUAUUUGCUUGAUGGGACCGGUGACAGAUGACAUAUCAUCUCUAGUUAUAGCUCAAUUACUUUUUUUACAAUCAGAAAGUAGUAAGAAACCAAUACAUUUGUAUAUCAAUUCUCCUGGUGGCGUUGUGACAGCAGGUCUUGGCAUUUAUGACACAAUGCAGUAUGUACUUCCACCGGUUGCAACAUGGUGUGUGGGUCAAGCAUGUUCAAUGGCAAGUUUAUUAUUGGCCGCUGGAGCUCCAGGAAUGAGACAUGCACUACCUAAUGCUAGGAUAAUGAUUCAUCAGCCUUCUGGUGGUGUUCAAGGUCAAGCCACUGAUAUUAGAAUUCAAGCGGAAGAAAUUCUCAAACUUAAAAGUCAAAUAAAUAAUUUAUACGCCAAACACACAGGAAUUGAUAUUCAAAGAAUAGAAAACAGUAUGGAAAGAGAUAAGUUCAUGACUCCAACCGAAGCAAAAGAAUUUGGAAUAAUUGACAAAGUUUUAGAGCAUCCAUUGCAAGAACAAAGUGAAGCAGGAGCAAAAGCUCAAAAAACAUAAAUCCUAUAACAUUAAGUGAGUUUGUGAAUGAAUUGACUGCUCUAAGUUAAGUGAUAUUUUGAUUAAUUGUUUCAUAGAUUUUAUGAAGGUUUUGAUUCCAGAUUAUUGGUAUCAUAUGUAUUGUCAUUCAAAGUGUUUUGUUAAUUUGCAUUGCAAAAUAUGUAAUUUUAAUUACAUUUGUUUUCAACUGAAAAA